Carlito syrichta (Philippine tarsier) is the source of this 5928-nucleotide messenger RNA. It is a transcript of the gene MICAL3, whose product is annotated as microtubule associated monooxygenase, calponin and LIM domain containing 3. The transcript is spliced from 32 exons. NCBI's taxonomy places the organism in Eukaryota, Metazoa, Chordata, Mammalia, Primates, Tarsiidae. The record is from RefSeq and is a predicted model, not a curated record. Gene Ontology annotation, molecular function: FAD binding; protein binding. Bases 73 to 5481 code for a protein of 1802 amino acids.
UUAACGUGACAGUGUCGGGUGGACCCACAGUCAUCCCAGCGCCCCUCUGGGGGUUGCUGAGAGUGGGACAACAUGGAAGAGAGGAAACAUGAGACGGUGAACCAAGCUCAUGUCCUCUUUGACCGGUUUGUCCAGGCCACCACCUGUAAGGGGACUCUCAAGGCCUUCCAAGAGCUCUGUGACCACCUGGAACUGAAGCCUAAGGACUACCGCUCCUUCUAUCACAAGCUCAAGUCCAAGCUUAACUACUGGAAAGCCAAAGCCCUCUGGGCAAAGUUGGACAAGCGGGGCAGUCACAAAGACUACAAAAAGGGAAAAGCAUGCACCAACACCAAGUGUCUCAUCAUUGGGGCUGGCCCCUGUGGUCUCCGCACAGCCAUUGACUUAUCCUUGCUGGGGGCCAAGGUGGUCGUCAUUGAGAAGCGAGAUGCCUUCUCCCGCAACAACGUCUUGCAUCUGUGGCCGUUCACCAUACAUGAUCUGCGAGGUCUGGGUGCCAAGAAGUUCUAUGGCAAGUUCUGUGCCGGAGCCAUCGAUCAUAUCAGUAUCCGUCAGCUCCAACUCAUACUUCUGAAAGUUGCCUUGAUCCUGGGCAUUGAAAUCCACGUCAACGUGGAGUUCCAGGGACUUGUACAGCCUCCCGAGGACCAAGAGAAUGAACGGAUAGGCUGGCGGGCACUGGUGCACCCCAAAACUCAUCCUGUGUCAGAGUAUGAAUUUGAGGUGAUCAUCGGUGGAGAUGGCCGGAGGAACACUCUGGAAGGAUUUCGUCGGAAAGAAUUUCGUGGCAAGCUGGCCAUUGCCAUUACAGCCAAUUUUAUUAACCGAAAUACAACAGCAGAAGCCAAAGUGGAAGAGAUCAGCGGUGUGGCUUUUAUAUUUAACCAAAAAUUCUUCCAGGAGCUGAGGGAAGCCACAGGUAUCGACUUGGAGAACAUCGUCUACUACAAGGAUGACACGCAUUAUUUUGUUAUGACAGCCAAAAAACAGAGUUUACUGGACAAAGGGGUGAUACUGCAUGACUACGCCGACACAGAGCUCUUGCUCUCCCGAGAGAAUGUGGACCAGGAGGCGCUGCUCAACUACGCCAGGGAGGCGGCGGACUUCUCCACCCAGCAGCAACUGCCCACUCUAGAUUUCGCCAUCAAUCACUACGGGCAGCCCGACGUGGCCAUGUUUGACUUCACUUGUAUGUACGCCUCCGAGAACGCCGCCUUGGUGCGGGAGCAAAAUGGACACCAGCUAUUAGUGGCUCUGGUUGGGGACAGCCUCCUGGAGCCAUUCUGGCCGAUGGGUACAGGAAUAGCCCGGGGCUUUCUAGCUGCUAUGGACUCUGCCUGGAUGGUACGAAGUUGGUCUCUGGGAACAAGCCCCUUGGAAGUCCUGGCAGAGAGGGAAAGUAUUUAUAGGUUGCUGCCUCAGACCACCCCUGAGAAUGUGAGUAAAAACUUCAGCCAAUACAGCAUCGACCCUGUCACGAGGUACCCCAAUAUUAACGUCAACUUCCUCCGGCCAAGCCAGGUGCGCCAUUUAUAUGAUACUGGAGAAACAAAGGAUAUCCAUCUGGAAAUGGAGAACCUGGUAAAUUCCCGAACUACUCCAAAGUUGACUCGCAACGAGUCUGUAGCUCGUUCAAGCAAACUGCUGGGUUGGUGCCAAAGGCAGACAGAUGGCUACGCCGGGGUAAAUGUGACAGAUCUAACCAUGUCUUGGAAAAGCGGCUUGGCCCUUUGUGCGAUUAUCCAUAGAUACCGGCCUGAUCUAAUAGAUUUUGAUUCUUUGGAUGAGCAAAAUGUGGAGAAGAAUAACCAACUGGCCUUUGAUAUUGCUGAGAAGGAACUGGGCAUUUCUCCCAUCAUGACAGGCAAAGAAAUGGCCUCCGUGGGGGAGCCUGACAAGCUGUCCAUGGUGAUGUACCUGACUCAGUUCUACGAGAUGUUCAAGGACUCGCUCCCCUCCAGCGACGCCUUGGACCUGAAUGCUGAGGAGAAAGCCGUCCUGAUAGCCAGCACCAAAUCCCCCAUCUCCUUCCUAAGCAAACUUGGGCAGACCAUCUCUCGCAAGCGUUCUCCCAAGGAUAAAAAGGAAAAGGACUUGGAUGGUGCUGGAAAGAGGAGGAAGACCAGUCAGUCAGAGGAGGAGGAUGCUCCCCGGAGCCACAGAGAAAGACCGACGCUGGUGAGCACUCUGACGGACAGGAGGAUGGAUGUCACCGUGGGGAACCAGAACAAAGUCAAGUACAUGGCAACCCAGCUGCUGGCCAAAUUUGAAGAGAAUGCGCCCCCCCAGUCCACCGGCAUCCGGAGACAGGGCUCCAUGAAGAAGGAGUUCCCGCAGAACCUGGGAGGCAGUGACACGUGCUACUUCUGCCAGAAGCGGGUCUACGUGAUGGAGAGGCUGAGUGCUGAGGGCAAGUUCUUCCACCGAAGCUGCUUCAAGUGCGAAUACUGCGCCACCACCCUGCGCCUCUCGGCCUAUGCCUACGACAUCGAGGACGGUAAAUUCUACUGUAAGCCACACUACUGUUACCGACUUUCUGGCUACGCACAAAGGAAGCGACCGGCCGUGGCUCCUCUGUCUGGAAAGGAGGCCAAGGGACCCCUGCAGGAUGGCCCCACUGCAGACGCAAAUGGACGGGCCAGCGCCGUGGCCAGCUCGGCUGAGAGAACCCCAGGUUCCAGUGUGAAUGGCCUGGAGGAGCCCAGCAUCGCCAAGCGGCUGCGGGGCACCCCCGAGAGGAUCGAGCUGGAGAACUACCGACUGUCCAUGCGCCGGGCCGAGGAGCUGGAGGAGGUGCCCGAGGAGACGCAGGCGGAACACAACCUGAGCAGCGUGCUGGACAAGGGCGCGGAGGAGGACGCCGCCAGCAGCAGUUCCGAGUCCGAGAUGGAGGAGGAGGAGGAGGAGGAGGAGCCCCAGCUACCCACCUCCGACCUGGGCGGUGUUCCUUGGAAGGAAGCUGUGCGGAUCCAUGCCCUUCUGAAAGGGAAGAGUGAGGAGGAGCUGGAGGCCUCGAAGAGCUUUGGGCCUGGAGAUGAAGAGGAGGAAGAAGAGGAGGAGGAAGAGGAGGAAGAUUAUGAUGAGGAGGAGGAGGAAGAGUCCAGCGAAGCUGGGAACCAGCGGCUCCAGCAGAUCAUAAACCCGGCGGAUCCCCUGGAGAUCCAGGCCGAUGUGCACUGGACCCAUAUCCGUGAGAAAGAGGAGGAGGAGAGAUUGGCACCCGCCUCUGAGUCCUCUGCUUCCAGAGUCUCGUUGGAUGAGAAUGACCUGGAGGAAGAUGUGAACUCGGAGCCAGCAGAGAUAGAAGGGGAGGCGGCCGAGGAUGGGGACCCGGGGGACACUGGUGCUGAGCUGGACGAUGAUCAGCCCUGGUCUGACAAUAUCCCGUCGGAUGCCGAGACAGAGCUGCGCUUGCGGCGCCAGGCCGAGGUGGCAGCAGAGCUGGAGCUGAGGGUGUCAGACGAUGAGGAGGAGAAGCCACCCGCCUCGCCAGAACGACGGGAGACAGGGCUCUCCCAAGCCUCUGCCCCGGCCCGGCCCCCUCGAGAACAAGCACCUCUCCUCACCCCCGUCCACAGCCCAGUGGCAGAGGGGUCCCAAGUCCCACUUGCCCCUGUCACCGCCAAGGUGAAAUCGCCCGAGGAGCACCUUUUCCCUGAGCCUCUGUCCCCCAAAGAAAAGCCCAAAGCUGAAGCCCCCACGGACCCGAAGGCUGUGCCCUGCCCCAUCCGGUCUCAGCCGGCGGCCCUGCCAGAAGCCAGGACUCCCGCCUCUCCCAGGAGCCCGCAGCCCCUGCCGCCCCUGGUGGCCUCCACACCCCCCUGCAGCCCGCUGCCCAUUUGCUCCCAACCUCAGCCUUCCUCCGAGGCCACCGUCCCGUCCCCCACGCAGUCCCCCAUACGCUUCCAGCCCAUCCCCGCCAAAACCUCCACCCCCUUGACGCCGCUGCCCGUCAAGAGCCAAGCCGACAGCAGGGACAGACUCGGCAGCCCCCUGGCCGGGGACGAGGCCCUCAAGCGCAGCGACCUGGUGGAGGAGUUCUGGAUGAAGAGUGCUGAGAUCCGCCGCAGCCUGGGCCUCACGCCUGUGGACCGCAGCAAGGGGCCCGAGCCCAGCUUCCCCUCGCCCGUCUUCCGGCCCGUGUCCCUGAAGUCCUACUCCGUGGAGAAGUCCCCCCUGGAGGAGGGACCUCGUCUUCUCAAACCUCCACUCCUGCCCAAGAGACUGGGCCUGCCCAAGCCGGAGGGCGACCUGCCGUCCCUGCCGACGCCCAAGUCGCCGUCCCACCGGGAGCUGAGAGCCGCCCCUGAGGAGCCGCGGGACCUGUCCAGCAGCUCGGGCCUGGGCCUGCACGGCAGCUCCUCCAACAUGAAGACCCUGGGCAGCCAGAGCUUCAACACCUCCGACUCGGCCAUGCUCACGCCCCCCUCCAGCCCGCCGCCCUCCGAGGAGCCCACGCUGAAGCACGAAGCCACCAGCGAGGAGGUCCUCUCCCCGCCCUCGGACUCGGGGGGCCCGGACGGCUCUGUCACCUCGUCCGAGGGCUCCAGCGGGAAGAGCAAGAAGAGGUCGUCGCUGUUCUCCCCCCGCAGAAGCAAGAAGGAGAAGAAGCCCAAAGGCGAGGGCCGGCCUCUGGAGAAGCCCAGCCCCGGCGCCCCGGAGGAGGCAGCGGCCAAGCCCAAGUCCUUGUGGAAGUCGGUCUUCUCCGGGUACAAGAAGGACAAGAAGAAGAAAGCCGACGACAAGUCCUGCCCCAGCACCCCCUCCAGCGGAGCCACAGUGGACUCUGGCAAGCACCGGGUGCCUCCCAUCAUGAGAGCAGAGCUGCAGCUCCGACACCAGCUGAGCUUCUCGGAGGACUCGGACCUGUCCAGCGACGACGUCCUCGAGCGGUCCUCACAGAAGUCCAGGCGAGAGCCAAGAACCUACACCGAGGAGGAGCUGAACGCCAAGCUGACCCGGCGCGUGCAAAAGGCCGCUCGAAGACAGGCCAAGCAAGAGGAACUUAAGCGGUUGCAUCGAGCCCAGAUUAUCCAACGUCAGCUGGAGCAGGUGGAGGAGAGACAGCGGCGGCUGGAGGAACGGGGGGUCGCCGUGGAGAAGGCGCUCCGGGGAGAAGCAGGCAUGGGCAAGAAGGAUGACCCCAAGCUGAUGCAGGAGUGGUUCAAGUUGGUGCAAGAGAAAAACGCCAUGGUGCGCUACGAGUCGGAGCUGAUGAUCUUUGCCCGGGAGCUGGAGCUGGAAGACCGGCAGAGCCGCCUACAGCAAGAGCUCCGGGAGCGCAUGGCGGUGGAAGAUCACCUGAAGACCGAGGAGGAGCUGUCGGAGGAGAAGAAGAUCCUUAACGAGAUGCUGGAGGUGGUGGAGCAGAGAGACUCCCUGGUAGCCCUGCUGGAGGAACAGCGGCUCCGGGAGAAAGAGGAAGACAAGGACCUGGAGGCCGCCAUGCUGUCCAAGGGCUUCAGCCUGAACUGGUCCUGAGCGCCCGCCCGCACUCGACGUUGGUCCGUCGGCACCCGCCUGGCCGGGCUGCACUCGCCCAACUGCCCGGAUCUGAGAUCUGAGAGGGCCUGGCCCCUCCCUGGAGUUUGCGCGCAGAUGCCCACGUGCCUCUCGGAAAGUGGGGUCACGUCCCGUGUGCUGUCGGGAAGCCCCAGGCAGCGGUGGUUCUCCGGUGAGCCCCCCUCCUGGGAGGCGGCCUACCCGGGCCUUCCACUCGGGAGAGAGGAGCAUGGCGCAUGCGGUAUGUGACGCGGGCGCCCGCACGCUCCCUGAGGGUGCACUGGCUGGUGCCCCGUUCUCCCAUGGCACCUGUGGUAAGAGGAGGAAGCCGCUCCCUCUAUCAGACCCUCAGCCCCCACAGCACACCGCCAGGGGGCAGGAGCCGCGGCCGUCUUCAUCUCCCUGAAGCAUCACCAAAGACACCGA